GACGAUUUCUCGCCGGUCUCCAACCUCCGCCUCACCAUGGAGCAGCUGGGACGCGGCCAACAUGAAAAAGCUGAGGAAGAUCUGGGAAACAAGAAUACUAAUAGUUUACAAAGAACUGUGUCAUCGGAAUCGACAGACUCAGAUGAGAUGCUUUAUCAGUGGAAAUGAAAUAAGCCAUUACCCCAUAACUGUUAGAGUCAGGGAAGCUUCUGAUAGUUCACUGGUCCAGCCCAGUGAUGGGAAUCAGUGUCUCCAACUGAAUUUAUAUACCAGUCUGACUGCUGUGCUUUGGAUUCACCUGUUCCUGCAUCCUCAAAUGAUAUCAUGGAGGAAACGUUUGAGAAAGCAAUUCUUGAAUCCAGCAAACUGAACGUUCGGAUGCCAUUCAGAAGAAUCCAUUCAAUGCCACAAAACCUCCUGGGAUCCAGUCCUGCUCUGAAGAGAAACCAUUCUGAUUCCCUGGAUGACAAUGCUUUUCAACUGUUGAAACAAGAUGACUACAAGGAGAAUGAACCAUUUGAGUUUAAGAAGCCAACCAAACCAGCUUCUCGUUCUUCUGUGCAUGUUCAUUACCCUGCUGGAAAUGGUGUUCCUGGACCAAGGCAGAAUUCACCUCCAGCUCAGAGAGUUCCCAUGGGUGAAACACCCAAGGGUAGAAAGAAACACUACAGCUCAGUUUUCCUGCGGAAGUCUUCUCUGACUUCCUCUGAAAGUGAAGAUGAUGAUGGAUUCCUGGAGUUGCUAGACGACCAAGAUUUGAAGAACGAUGAGGAGAUGUCACCUGAUGUGGCAAGCCUCUGGACUGCACCACUAGUCAUAAGGAGAGCAGACAAUCGGGCCAAACGAUGCCGGCUGUUUGGCUCUUCAUCUCUGACUAGUGGUGUAGGAAGAACCACUCAGAAAAGAAUGGAGAGAUCCCAGGAAGAGGAUACUCCAGGGAAAAAUAAGAGGAGGAAAAGCCUGACUGAAACAACUUCUGAGGACUCAACAAAUCUGGAAACGGUGAAGACACAAUGCUCCAUAGCAGAGAUCGAAAACAUUUUGGAUGGUGACCAGACAGACCUUAUUGGUGACUUCUCAAAGAGUUAUUUAUUCCGCACUGUCGAUGGGAAACAUCAAGACUUGAAAUAUAUCGACUCGGAAAUGAUUGUGUCUGUGCUGACUGGGAAGUUCGCAGACUUCAUCAAGGAAUGUGUGAUAAUUGAUUGCAGAUACCCAUAUGAGUAUGAAGGAGGACACAUCAAGGGUGCUAUAAACCUACAUAUGGAAGAGGAUGUGGAAAACUAUUUGCUUAAGAAGCCAAUCAAGCCAUCAGAUAACAAACGAGUGAUAAUAGUAUUUCACUGCGAGUUUUCUUCGGAGCGCGGUCCUCGAAUGUGCCGGUUUGUGAGAGAGCGGGACAGGCUGGGUAACGAAUACCCCAACCUCCACUACCCAGAACUGUACAUCCUGAAAGGGGGCUACAAGGACUUCUUCUUCAGAUGCCGUAGUUUCUGCGAGCCCCAGAGCUAUCGCCCCAUGGACCAUGAGGACUUUAAAGAAGACUUGAAGAGGUUCCGCACCAAAAGCCGAACCUGGGCUGGUGAGAAGAGCAAAAGGGAACUGUACAGUCGCCUGAAGAAGCUCUAAAGGCUGAACUGAACUUAGAGCAAAGACUGCCUGUCCGGGGGGGAAGCUGCAACGGGGGGGAGAAGAAGCUGUUCCUGGCUUGCAGUGAUCAGGCACUGGCUCUCUCCCCAUCUGUCAUCUCACUGGGAACACCCUGGAACUUGGAGCUGCAGGCUUGCUCCCAGCAACCGGGAUGCUGUCUGGGAGCUGAUUCUGCUGACUAUUCUCAUUACGUUCCAUUUUGGAAAUGGCUUCUUGUGUUCUGCAGCAUCUACAAAGUUCAACAUCCUGCCCA
Molecule: messenger RNA, 1903 nt
Organism: Neopsephotus bourkii (Bourke's parrot)
Lineage: Eukaryota; Metazoa; Chordata; Aves; Psittaciformes; Psittacidae
Gene: CDC25A
Product: cell division cycle 25A
Exons: 17
Coding region: 325-1629 (434 amino acids)
Biological process (GO): positive regulation of G2/M transition of mitotic cell cycle; positive regulation of G2/MI transition of meiotic cell cycle; G2/M transition of mitotic cell cycle
Cellular component (GO): cytoplasm; nucleus
Molecular function (GO): protein tyrosine phosphatase activity
Source: RefSeq, a predicted model, not a curated record